Messenger RNA from Triplophysa rosa, 819 nucleotides. Its product is annotated as girdin-like. NCBI's taxonomy places the organism in Eukaryota, Metazoa, Chordata, Actinopteri, Cypriniformes, Nemacheilidae. The transcript has 5 exons. Gene Ontology annotation, molecular function: microtubule binding; dynein light intermediate chain binding. The coding region runs from base 17 to 520 and encodes 167 amino acids. Gene Ontology annotation, biological process: cytoplasmic microtubule organization; cytoskeleton-dependent intracellular transport. Gene Ontology annotation, cellular component: centrosome; cytoplasm. The record is from RefSeq and is a predicted model, not a curated record.
CCUGCAUCAGCUGGUUAUGGUUUCACCUCCCAAUGUGCUGCUGCUGGGCAGAAACCCGCUCUGUGAGGGAAGUCUGGAAGAAAUCAAUAAGUUGCUCUUACUGUUGCUUGGAUGUGCUGUACAGUGUGAAAAGAAAGAAGAGUACAUUGAGAAGAUCCAGAGUCUUGAUUUCGACACCCAAGCAGCGAUCGCAGCUCAUAUCCAAGAGGUCACCCACUGUCAGGAGAACGUCUUUGAUCUGCACUGGCUGGAGAUGGAGGGUUUGUGUCCAGAGGAAUGGGAAAAUCUUGGCAGAAAUAUAAUCAUCGAUCUGAAAAUGCUAGUGGACCAACGAGACCGGCAGUUUGAGACUAUAGUAGAGCUGAUGCAGGGGAAUGAGAUGGUGCAGUCUGCGGUGUACACUGAAAGCCCCUCCCUCACGGAGUCCUCCGGAUGCCAGCUUCCUUUAUCCCAACAGCAUCUGCCACUGGAGCUGACCGAUGCUAAAGCCAAGAUCAAACGCCUACAACAGGAGCUGUGAGCGCGCGCACACACACACACACACACUGACCUAGACAUGCACAGACAUAAUCAAUGACCAGCUCAAACAAAUCCAGGGCAUCUGAGUUUGUAGCUCGACUGGUAGAUGGUGCUCAUCACGAGUUCAAGGUCAUGUGUUCGAUUCAGAGAGAACUAUAGCAGUUAUGUUAGCAUCCACACCAAUAGAUGACUUGCGUGCUGCAGUUUUAUAUUUUAAAUGUGUGAGCCCUUUAAAUCUGCAUGGAUUUUGAUUGGCUGUCAAUGUUUUUAUCAUUCAUCAACUGAAAUAAAUGCUCUUAA